AUGGCCGAUCCCGAACCCGGGCAUUCGCCCGUCCAAGCCACGACCAACACCACCGAAUACGCGCCUCUCCUCCCGUCCGACCGCCAGUUCAUCUCUGCUCUCCAUCAAUCACAGGACUUUAUCGCUUGCCACAUCGUCAAGAUACACGGCGAGGACAGCUCGGUGUGGAAGCUCCGUCACUCGCUGCAGCACUGGUUCUCGUCCAAAUGGGGCCACUACUUUGUGAUCCUCCUGGUCUCGGCCGACAUAUGCUGCAUCUUUGCCGAUUUCCUCAUCAGUCUACACAUGUGCGAACAUGCCGGGGAGGAAGGGUUCAACUUGAGGGCGUGGCAGCGGGCAAACGACGUGCUUGGCUAUGCGAGUCUGACCUUCUCGUGUCUGUUCAUGGCGGAAUUGCUGGGCAGUGUUUUUGCGUUUGGGUUCAGGUACUUCAACAACUCGUUCCACAUCUUCGAUGCCCUCGUCAUCAUUGCCGCUUUCAUCAUCGACGUCCUGCUGCGCGGUCCGCUGGAAGAAGCCGGCUCCCUUGUCGUCGUCCUGCGACUCUGGCGCGUGUUCAAGAUUAUUGAGGAGUUCUCCUCGGGCGCCGAAGACGAAAUCGCAGAACUGCAGGAGAAGAUUGACGAGCUGGAGCAGGCCAGGGACGACGUCCUGAAAGAAAACGAGCAGCUCAAGCACAGGCUGAGGAGUGGGUAUAGAAAUGCCGACGGGGAUGGACAUGUCGGUGACGGUUGA
Fonsecaea monophora is the source of this 735-nucleotide messenger RNA. RefSeq lists its product as hypothetical. Gene Ontology annotation, molecular function: voltage-gated proton channel activity. Gene Ontology annotation, cellular component: plasma membrane. The coding region runs from base 1 to 735 and encodes 244 amino acids. Gene Ontology annotation, biological process: proton transmembrane transport. The transcript is spliced from 2 exons. Lineage: Eukaryota; Fungi; Ascomycota; Eurotiomycetes; Chaetothyriales; Herpotrichiellaceae. The record is from RefSeq and is a predicted model, not a curated record.